AUGGCUGGAUUGCUGAGCUACGUCGAAUUCUCUCAAAAGAGCUUCUGGGUGUCGUUCGCGUCCAUCAUCUUCAACCCGCUGGCAUGGAACAUUAUCGCUAGGCAGGAGUACCGCAACAGGAUCCUGACGAAGCUCGCCGGCGGCAACCGCUACGCGGCAUGCUACGGACUGGCCGUCGCCAUCUUUACCGCGGGUAUCUUCCGCGACCACCUCUACCAAACCGCCCUCGGAGACCAGCCUUCCCACCCUUUCCUCCACUACACCGAGUUCAAGAUCCUCGCCGCGAUCCUCUUCCUCACCGGCACAACGCUCGUCGUCACGUCGACUUGGGCGCUUGGCAUCACCGGCACCUUCCUCGGUGACUACUGCGGUAUCUUGAUGGACCACAAGGUCGAGUCGUUCCCUUUCAACGUCACCUCGCAACCGAUGUACCUCGGCUCGACGCUCAACUUCCUCGCGACCGCGCUGUGGUACGAGAGCCCCGCCGGACUCCUCCUCACCCUCCACGUCUACAUCGUCUACCAGAUUGCCCUCUCGUACGAAGACCCCUUCACAGCCGCUAUCUACGCCAAGCGCGAGCAAGAGCGCGCGAAGGGAAAGGGGAAGGCUAUCGAGGAUGCUGAAGGGUCGUCGACUGCCGUUCGGGGCCACAAGGAGCUCUAA
This is a messenger RNA of Rhodotorula toruloides NP11, 663 nucleotides long. Its product is annotated as methylene-fatty-acyl-phospholipid synthase. The transcript is spliced from 7 exons. The record is from RefSeq and is a predicted model, not a curated record. NCBI's taxonomy places the organism in Eukaryota, Fungi, Basidiomycota, Microbotryomycetes, Sporidiobolales, Sporidiobolaceae. Gene Ontology annotation, molecular function: S-adenosylmethionine-dependent methyltransferase activity. The coding region runs from base 1 to 663 and encodes 220 amino acids. Gene Ontology annotation, biological process: phosphatidylcholine biosynthetic process.